Messenger RNA from Henningerozyma blattae CBS 6284, 825 nucleotides. It is a transcript of the gene CAP1, whose product is annotated as Cap1p. The record is from RefSeq and is a predicted model, not a curated record. Gene Ontology annotation, cellular component: F-actin capping protein complex; actin cortical patch. Gene Ontology annotation, biological process: actin cytoskeleton organization; barbed-end actin filament capping. Gene Ontology annotation, molecular function: actin filament binding. Bases 1 to 825 code for a protein of 274 amino acids. The transcript has a single exon. NCBI's taxonomy places the organism in Eukaryota, Fungi, Ascomycota, Saccharomycetes, Saccharomycetales, Saccharomycetaceae.
AUGUCUAAAUUUUCCACAAUAAUUAGUCAAAUUAUAGAAGAUAGUCCAGCUGGUGAAAUUAAAGAAGUCUAUGAUGAUUUAAUUAAAAUUACUGGUGAAGACUCCAAAAGUAUAAUAUUGGAUGCCAUUGAAGCAUAUAAUGUAAAGAAUAAUUUACCAAUUAAAGUUAAUGGGGAAUCUGUAAUUUUAUCUGAAUAUAAUAAGAUAGGUUCCAAAUAUUAUGAUCCUGUUAAUAAUAAAUUAUUUUCAGUUGAUCAUUUAAACUAUACUCCAUUAGAUAUUGAACCAGUAGAUAAUGAUGAUAAAAUUAACAAGCUAACACCAUCCCUAAGAGGUCUAUUGGAUGCGUUGAAGGAAUAUGCUAAGAAAGAUUAUACAGGCAAUGUUAGUGUUGCAGUUUACCCAGAUAAUGCUUCAUCUGAUAAUGACUCAAACAAAUUUGAAAUUAUUAUUAUUAGUGAUAAAUACAAUUUAAAUAACUUCUGGACUGGUAUUUGGAGAUCUAAAUAUAUUUAUGACCCAAGCUUAAAUAAUCAACUGACCGGUAAAAUUGAUUUAAAUGUCCAUUAUUUUGAAGGUGGUAAUGUUACAUUUAAUUCAGAAAAAAGUUUCAAAGAAGAUAACGUUAACCUUAGCGAAAUUUUAAAGACAAUUAAAUCAUUUGAAUCUGAUUUUGAAAAGCAAUUAGAUGUUUCAUUCAAUGAUUUGAAUGAAAAGAAAUUUAAAACCCUAAGAAGAAGAUUACCAGUCAGUAGAGCAAGAGUUAAUUGGGGUAGUUCAAUGGGUAAUUAUAGAUUGGGUAAAAAUGCUGCUGAGAAUAAAUAA